CAAUAUAUAAUGCAACAACCGAGCAGAAGAGGCUCAGCAAGUAGUAAAACGAACAUGGAGAAUAAGGAAGAAAACAGAGAGAAAAAGACUCAAAAUAACGAAUCAGCUAAGGAAAGCAGCAGCACGGAAGAGCUUCUUCCAAUGGAGGACAGUCCCUACGUGAAAUAUAAGGAUUUGGAAGACUAUAAGCGUAAGGGUUAUGGCACUGAAGGCCAUCAAGAACCCAAGCCAGGUCGUGGAGCUGGCGCCACUGAUGCACCCACUCCCUCAGGUGCUGCUGUUUCUUCCGAGGCCGAGCUCUCAGCCACUGAAGCCGUAAAUCGCCAGGGAGUGCCUUAAAAGCAGUAUCUAUAGAUUUUCUUUAUACAAUUACUAAGAGAUAUAGUUUUCAUUCUCAACAGUGAUUACUUCAGUCGUGUUGGGCUUAAGUGCUUAAAAUUAAUACUUUAAUGUGGUUUUGUGUGUCUCGUGUUCGCUACAUAUAUAUGAUUUAACAUUAUAACAUCAGUGAAAAGGUGACAGAGUUGGAAGAAGUGCAAUAGCAUUAACGUGAUAAAGAAAAAUGAUUUAUGCAUGGAGUUUUAAGAAGUGCAAGAGAAUUUCAAAAU
Messenger RNA from Arachis ipaensis, 608 nucleotides. RefSeq lists its product as uncharacterized. NCBI's taxonomy places the organism in Eukaryota, Viridiplantae, Streptophyta, Magnoliopsida, Fabales, Fabaceae. The record is from RefSeq and is a predicted model, not a curated record.